AUGGUUCAUGUCAAUGCGAAAACUUUGCAUCUUCACUAUGAGCUAGAAAAGGGCGGUUAUCGAGGUUUUGAUCGGCGACAUUUUCCGGAAAAACAACGAACUACUAUUAACGAUGCAAAUGUUAGAUUUCGUCGCCGCACACAGAUCUGUUCAGCACCAGCUUCGCGAAAUAUUGAUGAACAAUGGCGUCCACACGGUCGGCAUAUCGAACCUGUAUACACAAAUUUCGGACCUGAUUGGCAAUCUCGUGUUCAUUACACCGCUCCACCAGAACAUCCAGACGGUAAACCUACCUUACCUGUUGCUUUUAUCGAACGUAAUAUUCGCUUUACCCGGCCGCAUCCACAAAAUUGGCAACGUUCAAUGAAUGAAUGGAUUUACGUCACUGACGAAUCAGUAGAUCACAAUCCAGCGAAACGAAAUCUCUUUGCUGAUAUACAUCUUCGAUCAAUAGAAGAUUUAGGAAAUCAAGAUAUGCAUAUGUCACAAAUUGGCCGUAAGAAACUUGUGUUCGACCGACGAAAUGGUAUACCAAAGAGAUCCGAAGGUGAUAAAACUUAUCAAAUCGUUGAAGAAUCACCAGGUUUUCAUAAAAUUGGUACAACAUUACCCGUUGUCGAGUUCGGACGUAAGAAAACGGAACAUGUUUUUGUUAAAGCUGUUGUACCAAUGACAAACGAAACAGUUCAUGUUAUCGACGAAAAAGAAUUUGCUGAGAAACUAAAAAAACAAGAACAGGAGAAUAUUAUUGACGAAGUUGCUCAAUUGGAUAAUUGGAAACCAGCGCCACGUGUAUCAAGUGCAUUUAAAGUAUUGGAUCUCGAUCCGACUGAUAAACGUAAUGGACGAUACCGGCCACGUAUACGCUAA
Molecule: messenger RNA, 870 nt
Organism: Adineta ricciae
Lineage: Eukaryota; Metazoa; Rotifera; Eurotatoria; Adinetida; Adinetidae
Source: the annotation of a GenBank genome assembly